AUGGAUGCAGUGAACGCUGUUGCGCAUCAGUUAAUGAUUAUACUUGGUAUAAUUAUGUUUAUAUUUGGUUUAAUCGGCAACAUUUUAAAUAUCUACGUAUUUUUAUCGUGGUGUCGUUUAAAGAAAAAAUCAAGAAGAAGAUCUCGCAAUGCUCGAUCAAGCAAUAGCUCGUUAUAUUUACUUACAUCAUCUAUAUCGAAUUUAAUCAUUAUUAUUUUUCCAUUUCUGACUCGAAUCAUAUUCGAUGGCUUUCAAUAUUCAUUAAAUCAGAGAAAUGGUUUUAUUUUAUGUAAAUUACGUUAUUAUGUAUUACAUACAUUCGAUUUAACAUCAUUAACGUGCAUUUGUAUGGCUACAUUCGAUCGUUAUUUAAUUUCCUCUCGACAAGUUCGUUUAAGACAUAUGAGUACUGUAAGAAAACGAACAAAACAAGUUAUUCUAUUUGUUAUCACGCUAAACAUUCUACACAGCAUUCCAAUAGGAUUUUUUUUCGACGUUUCAAAUCAAGGUCGAUGUACAAUACUAUCGAGAAAGUUUCUUUAUUAUUAUUUAUGGACUUUUCAAAUAUGUUUUCAUAGUUUAAUUCCAAUUUUAUUUCUUACAAUAUUCGGGGUAUUAACAUAUCGACAAUUGAAAAAAAUCAAACGAACUAAACGCAAAGGAGUAUUAGGUAGUGAUAAACGUCUGUCUCGUAUGUUACUGUUAAUGUCAGCCGCAAUCGUGUUAUCAUCAAUACCAUAUUGUAUCGAACAUGUUUAUAAUGUAUUGAUAAGAAAAGAUCCUUUUAAACAACCAUCAUACAUCUAUCUCUAUCAUGUUAUUACUUCAAUAUUAUUUUAUACAAAUCCUGUGACGAGUUUUUACAUAUUUUUUAUUUCGACACCGAAUUUUCGAAAGCAAGUGCGAAAAUUAUUUUUUUGUACAAGUUCGGAUUGUAAUUACGACACUGAGUCAUUUACUAUGAUAACUACUCUACAUAAUUCACAUGAAUAA
Messenger RNA from Rotaria socialis, 993 nucleotides. The record is from the annotation of a GenBank genome assembly. Lineage: Eukaryota; Metazoa; Rotifera; Eurotatoria; Philodinida; Philodinidae.